Messenger RNA from Bombyx mandarina (wild silkworm), 1651 nucleotides. It is a transcript of the gene Dyrk2, whose product is annotated as Dual-specificity tyrosine phosphorylation-regulated kinase 2. Gene Ontology annotation, molecular function: protein serine/threonine kinase activity; protein serine/threonine/tyrosine kinase activity; ATP binding. Gene Ontology annotation, biological process: peptidyl-serine phosphorylation; peptidyl-threonine phosphorylation. Lineage: Eukaryota; Metazoa; Arthropoda; Insecta; Lepidoptera; Bombycidae. The record is from RefSeq and is a predicted model, not a curated record. Gene Ontology annotation, cellular component: cytoplasm; nucleus; cytoskeleton.
GCAAAACUAAUAAUCGCGUUGAAAUCGUUUCAAAUAAUAUGUGAUAAACAGUGUUUUUAUGAUGGGCGUGGAUAGUUUGGCUGAACGAGCGACUUUACAAAUAGAAGCUGCUGCAGGCGAGGGUCCGGGGCCGCCGGUGAACAACAACAGCGACGGUGCAGUGGCCAGCACGCCCCGAGACGACAACCACAACCCUGGACAGCCGCCCCCGGCCACAGCCCGCGCUGCACCACUCACGCCCGCCGAAGCACUGAAGCUGUACGGCGAAAGACUAACGGAAUGGGAGAGGAACGAGAUAAGGAAGUACCCUCAGAUCUGGUUCCUUGGCUUGGAGUCCAACAAGGUUCAGGCUAGGUCCAACCUGCCGAACAAUUGCGGAUUCGACGAUGAAAACGGGAGUUAUAACAAGCAAAUCCACGACCACAUCGCGUACAGAUACGAGAUCCUCGAAAUAAUAGGGAAAGGUUCAUUCGGGCAAGUUAUCAGAGCUCUCGACCAUCGCACCGGUGAGCAGGUAGCGAUAAAAAUCAUCAGGAACAAGAAGCGCUUCCACCACCAGGCCCUGGUUGAAGUCAGGGUGUUGGACCACCUCCGGCUGAAAGACAAGGACCAGUCGCAUAACGUGAUCCACAUGCUGGAUUACUUUUACUUCAGGAAUCAUUUGUGCAUUAGUUUCGAAUUGAUGAGCAUCAACUUGUACGAGCUGAUAAAGAAGAAUAACUAUCAGGGUUUCAGUUUGAGCCUCAUCAGAAGGUUCGCUAGCUCGUUACUGCGCUGUCUUCGGCUCCUCGAAGCUGAGAACAUCAUACACUGCGACUUGAAACCGGAGAACAUCUUGCUGAAGGCCAGGGGCAGUUCCUCCAUCAAGGUUAUUGACUUCGGCAGCUCCUGCUAUACAGACGCUCGGGUCUACACAUACAUACAGUCCCGAUUCUACCGGAGUCCCGAAGUCAUACUAGGGUUGCAGUACGGACCGGCCAUUGAUAUGUGGAGUAUGGGGUGUAUCCUUGCGGAACUUCACACGGGCUAUCCCUUGUUCCCGGGAGAGAACGAGGCCGAACAACUAGCCUGCAUCAUGGAGCUGCUCGGACCGCCUCCACCAGACCUGCUCAUCCACGCUACCAGAAAGAGGCUUUUCUUCGAUUCGAAAGGUUCUCCUCGAAGCGUGACGAACUCAAAAGGAAGAAAACGCAGACCUGGGUCAAGGACUUUAGCGUCGGCCGUCAGAACCGAAGAGCCGGCCUUCCUGCACUUCCUCCACCGGUGCUUAGAAUGGGAUCCGAAGCGUCGUAUAACACCAACGGAGGCGUCCCGCCACGAGUUCGUGACCGGCUGUCCUCUGGGAAGUACACCCUCGGGAGUCCUCGCGUUACCACGUCUCGCCCCGCCGCGGCCAACACGCGGGGCGCUACUGCACUCUCAGUCUGCCGGCGACGUGGCUGCGAUGCUCGGCCGCGCGUGACCCAAGCCCUGAGUUAGGGCCAGAUCAGGCCUCCCUUGACUCACUGUCAGGUUUCAUUCAACGAGGUCGUAGACAUAAUUGAGCUCUAGGAUAUGGUCUAUUGAGUGUGAAUUUUUAUUUAAACUUUCGAUCAAAGAGUAAAAGGAAUUAACGAGAUUUAAAAUUCGUCGUUUGUCUUAGAAUUGUUGA